UAAAUUUAACCGUGCCUUGAAAAAAAAGUCCCACUUCACAAAGUUCUGGACAAACAACUGUUUCUCCCCUUAAAAAUCGAGCGGAAACAAUUUCCCAAAAAUCCAAACAGGCAAAAAAAAGGAGAGAAAAAAAAGUGGUCGGAUCUUCGUCUUUGGGGUAACCACAAAGUAACGUGUCCGUCGUUUCAAGAAGGCAGCCGGGUUCACGUCAGUUCUGGGUUUAUUGCAUUCAAGAUGGUGGUGUUGUGCCAAGUUUCAACAUUCCAGUGAAAGAAAAGUAUUUUGAUGCUGGUGAGAUCAUAUUUUCGACCAGCAGAAUCCCUACGCCGUCAUCUUCAGUAGAGAGGAGGACUUACGGGCCAGUUCGAGGAUAUAAUGCUGGUACAAGAGCCUGUUCAGGCUGCUAUAUGGCAUUGCCUUAAUCAUUAUGCAUACAAUGAUGCCAUUUUUCUUGCUGAAAGAUUGAGAGCUGAAGUCGAGACCGAGGAAACGAUUUGGCUCUUGGCCACCUGUUAUUACAGGAGUGGUAAACUAGCACAGGCCUAUUCUUUGCUAAAAAAUUCCAGUUCUCCUCAAUGUAAAUUCCUUCUGGCCAAAUGCUGCAUAGACUUGCAAAAAGUGGCGGAGGCUGAGAGUGUAAUAAUGGGCGGGGAACUCGGCAAAGCCCGGAAUCUCGAAGAGGUCGCGACCGAGUACGGCGACAUCAGUUCGUUUGCGCUGACACUCAUAGCGACAGUCUGCUUCCAAACCGAGCGCCAUCAGAGGGGUGUGGACGCCUCUCGCAAGGCGCUGUUGCUCAACCCGUUUUUAUGGACGGUGUUCGAGACACUGUGCAAAAAAGGCGACCGGCCCGACCCUUACAAGACUUUCAACCCGAACUCUCUUGAAAGCAUGUCCACAGUCACGGGCUCGAACCCGAUUAUCAACUACGUCAAUUCACAAGUGAUUUUUGAAACCCCGGUCCUUUACAACAACUCAUCACAGAACAACAUACACCACGAUAACAACGUUAACAUCAGUACGCCAAUACAAGUAGUCAACAUGGGGAAUUUAUGUAUGUCUGGUAUAAGAGCUUUCUCACCAGAAAGCCCACUUCCAAUACCUCUCCCACCAGUCACCCGACCUAAACGGGCAAUACGCUAUAGAAAUAUUUUCCCCAGUUCAUUAAGCCCUUUAACACCUAGUUUUGGAGUGAUACCCUUAGAUUUAUCACCUUGUAAUGACAACUUUAUAUCACCUGUGAAUACCCUGUCAGAAGUGAACGAACAGAAAGUAAUCCCUAAACGACAAUUAUUGAGAAAGGAUACUCCUUUACAACAGUCCAAACCAAUUUUUCACCAGUCAAAUACACCAGGUGGUGCUCCGUCUCCGACGAUUCACGUUCAACCUUCUGUUAGGAGGUCUUCUCGUUUGUUUUCAAAUAGUUACGCCGUUAAAGAAAACACCAAGUCACCGAAUAGGAACAAAUUUGCCACACCAAAUUCGCCUUCUAGGAAAACUAAGUGUAGGUUAGCUAAGCAAGCACUCUCCCGUUCCAAUUGUUCCGAGCUGAACGAGCGGAACCGCAGUGUAGAGACAAUAAUCGAAACGCCUGUGAUAACGGAAGCGACUAAAAAGGAGAAUAAAAGUGCGACUGAACAAGCUAAGCUUUUACAGACACAUUCUUUAGAGGGCCUUUUGCUGUUAAUGAGCACAUUGGGUCAAGGUUAUCUUCAUUUGUUACAAUUCGACUGUAAAAAGGCGAUAGAGAUAUUCAAUUCCCUUCCGCCGCAUCAUCGUAACACCGGCUGGGUGCUGGCAAUGCUGGGCAAGGCUUAUUUCGAAAUGAACGACUACAAGAAAGCCUGCAGUAUGUUCAUGGAGGUUAGGAAACUCGAGCCAGAAAGGUGUACCCAGAUGGAAAUAUUUUCCACGGCCCUCUGGCACCUGCAGAAAGAUGCAGCGUUGUCGUCUUUGGCGCAGGAUCUCGUCGCUUUAGACAAACAUACCCCAGAGGCGUGGUGCGCUGCUGGUAAUUGUUAUUCGUUACAAAAGGAACACGAUGUCGCGAUUAAAUUCUUCCAAAGAGCCGUACAGGUGGAUCCAAAUUUUGCUUAUGCCUAUACCCUUCUUGGUCACGAGUAUGUCGUGACUGAAGAAUUGGAUAAAGGCAUGAGCUGUUUUAGAAACGCCGUACGGCUUGACGCAAGGCACUAUAAUGCUUGGUACGGGAUCGGAACGAUAUAUUCAAAACAGGAGAAAUUUCUCCUCGCCGAGCUCCACUACAAACGAGCGCUCUCGAUAAAUCCCAAUAGCUGUGUGCUAAUGUGCCACAUAGGAGUUGUUCAAAUGGCAUUGUCGAGAAAGGAUGAGGCUUUGGAAACGCUGAACAAAGCGUUGCAGCUUGAGCCGAACAAUCCUCUGUGCAAGUUCCACCGUGCGUCAAUACUCGCUUCAUGCAAUAGGCACCAUGAGGCGCUCACGGAACUCGAAGAGCUCAAAGAACUCGUUCCCAAAGAGAGUCUAGUCUAUUAUUUAACAGGAAAAGUGCAUAAAAAACUUGGGAAUACCCAUUUGGCUUUGAUGCACUUCAGCUGGGCGACAGAUCUCGAUCCGAAAGGUGCUUCGACGCAGAUAAAAGACACAGUUGACACGGGGAUAUCGCACAUACACGAUAUCGGAGGUGACACGUCUGAUGACCUUCUUCAAAGGACUCCGCCGCAAGAAGUGGUGGGAGAAGUCGUGCCUGAAAAUGAUGAUGGUUUCUAGCCCACCAGGAACAGGGAGGCUUGAAGGCCGGCCUGUCGAGAGAAAUCGCAUAACCGAGACCGGUGCCGACUUGGCAGCGACAACAGAACUCCAGCGGAACUGGAUGGAACGAUCCAAAUAUAACUAUCCAAUAAAACGAACCUUGCCUAGCUGCCAGGAUAUAAAACGAA
Cimex lectularius (bed bug) is the source of this 2918-nucleotide messenger RNA. It is a transcript of the gene Cdc27, whose product is annotated as cell division cycle protein 27 homolog. Gene Ontology annotation, biological process: cell division. Lineage: Eukaryota; Metazoa; Arthropoda; Insecta; Hemiptera; Cimicidae. The transcript is spliced from 16 exons. The record is from RefSeq and is a predicted model, not a curated record. The coding region runs from base 376 to 2748 and encodes 790 amino acids. Gene Ontology annotation, molecular function: protein binding.